UCCCAGCUGCAGGUACGCGCGGGCCGGGCCGGGUUGGAGGGCUCCGGGCGCGCAGAGACGCGGGCACCUCCUCACCCGGACCCGGGCCGCACCGCGCCUCCUUGCGCUCCGGUGGCCGCCAGCCUGCCCUGGCCGCCCCGAUCGUCCGGGUCGCCGGGCUGCGUGGUGGCACUGCGCCCCUCUCCGCCCAGCGCGCUGCAGUCCUCUGCGCCGAGCCUGGCAGCUCGCUCGUGGGCAACCUUGCCGCCUCGAGCCCCGGAGGGCCGAAGCCAUGAACGAAAUGUCUAGCUUUCUUCACAUCGGGGACAUAGUGUCUCUGUACGCCGAGGGCUCAGUCAAUGGCUUCAUCAGCACUUUGGGGCUGGUGGAUGACCGCUGUGUGGUGGAGCCUGCAGCUGGGGACCUGGACAACCCCCCCAAGAAGUUCCGAGAUUGCCUCUUCAAAGUCUGCCCUAUGAACCGCUACUCGGCACAGAAACAGUACUGGAAAGCCAAGCAGACUAAGCAGGACAAAGAGAAGAUCGCAGACGUGGUACUGCUGCAGAAGCUGCAGCAUGCAGCCCAGAUGGAGCAGAAGCAGAAUGACACGGAGAACAAGAAGGUUCACGGUGACGUGGUCAAGUACGGCAGUGUGAUCCAGCUCCUUCACAUGAAAAGCAACAAGUACCUGACCGUGAACAAGCGGCUGCCGGCGCUGCUGGAGAAAAAUGCCAUGCGGGUGACGCUGGAUGCUACAGGCAAUGAGGGCUCCUGGCUCUUCAUCCAGCCCUUCUGGAAGCUGCGGAGCAAUGGGGACAAUGUGGUUGUGGGGGACAAGGUGAUCCUGAAUCCUGUCAACGCAGGGCAGCCUCUACAUGCCAGCAAUUAUGAGCUUAGUGACAAUGCUGGCUGCAAGGAGGUCAACUCUGUCAACUGCAAUACCAGCUGGAAGAUCAAUCUAUUCAUGCAGUUCCGGGACCACCUGGAGGAGGUGUUGAAGGGGGGAGACGUGGUGCGGCUGUUCCAUGCGGAGCAGGAGAAGUUCCUCACCUGCGACGAGUACAAGGGCAAGCUGCAGGUGUUCCUGCGAACCACGCUGCGCCAGUCGGCCACCUCAGCCACCAGCUCCAACGCACUCUGGGAGGUGGAGGUGGUCCACCAUGACCCGUGCCGAGGAGGAGCGGGACACUGGAACGGUCUGUACCGGUUCAAGCACCUGGCCACAGGCAACUAUCUGGCUGCUGAGGAAAACCCCAGCUACAAAGGCGAUGCCUCAGAUCCCAAAGCAGCAGGACCGGGGGCCCAGGGCCGCACAGGCCGCAGGAACGCAGGCGAGAAGAUCAAGUACCGCCUGGUAGCCGUGCCACACGGCAACGACAUUGCCUCUCUGUUUGAGUUGGACCCCACCACGCUGCAGAAAACGGACUCCUUCGUGCCCCGGAACUCCUAUGUGCGGCUGCGGCACCUCUGCACCAACACAUGGAUCCAGAGCACCAAUGCGCCCAUCGACGUGGAAGAGGAGAGGCCUAUCCGGCUCAUGCUGGGCACGUGCCCCACCAAGGAAGACAAGGAGGCCUUUGCCAUUGUGUCGGUGCCCGUGUCUGAGAUUCGUGACCUGGACUUUGCCAAUGAUGCCAGCUCCAUGCUGGCCAGCGCUGUGGAGAAACUCAAUGAUGGCUUCAUCAGCCAGAACGACCGCAGGUUUGUUAUCCAGCUGCUGGAGGACCUGGUGUUUUUUGUCAGCGAUGUUCCCAACAAUGGGCAGAAUGUCCUGGACAUCAUGGUCACCAAGCCCAACCGAGAGCGGCAGAAGCUGAUGCGGGAACAGAACAUACUUAAGCAGAUCUUCGGCAUCCUGAAGGCUCCGUUCCGUGACAAGGGGGGUGAAGGCCCGCUGGUGCGGCUGGAGGAACUGUCCGACCAGAAGAAUGCCCCCUACCAGUACAUGUUCCGCCUUUGCUAUCGGGUGCUGCGGCACUCCCAGGAGGACUACCGCAAGAACCAGGAGCACAUCGCCAAGCAGUUUGGGAUGAUGCAGUCACAGAUUGGCUAUGACAUCCUGGCUGAGGACACCAUCACUGCCCUGCUACACAACAACCGGAAGCUGCUAGAGAAGCAUAUUACCAAGACGGAGGUGGAGACCUUCGUCAGCCUUGUGCGCAAGAACCGAGAGCCCAGGUUCUUGGACUACCUCUCAGACCUGUGUGUGUCCAACCACAUCGCCAUCCCUGUCACCCAGGAACUCAUCUGCAAGUGUGUGCUGGACCCCAAGAACAGCGACAUUCUCAUCCAGACGGAGCUGCGGCCCGUGAAGGAGAUGGCCCAGUCUCACGAGUACCUCAGUAUCGAGUACUCAGAAGAGGAAGUGUGGCUCACGUGGACCGACAGGAACAACGAACACCAUGAGAAGAGUGUGAGGCAGCUGGCCCAGGAGGCGCGGGCAGGCAACGCGCAUGACGAGAACGUGCUCAGUUACUACAGGUACCAGCUGAAGCUCUUUGCCCGCAUGUGCCUGGAUCGCCAGUAUCUGGCCAUCGACGAGAUCUCCAAGCAGCUGGGCGUGGACCUGCUUUUCCUGUGCAUGGCGGAUGAGAUGCUGCCUUUCGACCUGCGGGCCUCCUUUUGUCACCUGAUGCUGCAUGUGCACGUGGACCGUGACCCCCAGGAGCUGGUGACGCCCGUCAAGUUUGCCCGCCUCUGGACAGAGAUCCCCACGGCCAUCACAAUCAAGGACUAUGACUCCAAUCUCAACGCCUCCCGAGAUGACAAGAAAAACAAAUUUGCCAGCACCAUGGAGUUUGUGGAAGAUUACCUUAACAAUGUGGUCAGCGAGGCCGUGCCCUUUGCCAACGAGGAGAAGAACACACUCACCUUUGAGGUGGUCAGCCUGGCGCACAAUCUCAUCUACUUCGGCUUCUACAGCUUCAGCGAGCUGCUGCGGCUCACACGCACUCUGCUGGGCAUCAUUGACUGUGUCCAGGCACCCCCGGCCAUGCUGCAGGCCUACGAGGAGCCCGGUGGCAAGAACGUGCGGAGGUCCAUCCAGGGCGUGGGACACAUGGUGUCUACGAUGGUGCUGAGCCGCAAGCAGUCUGUCUUCGGUGCCUCCAGCCUGCCUUCCGGAGCGGGUGUCCCUGAGCCGCUGGACAGAAGCAAGUUUGAGGAUAAUGAAGACAUUGUGGUGAUGGAGACCAAGCUGAAGAUCCUGGAGAUCCUGCAGUUCAUCCUCAAUGUGCGUCUGGACUACCGUAUCUCUUACCUGCUGUCGGUCUUCAAGAAGGAGUUUGUGGAGGUGUUUCCCAUGCAGGACAGCGGGGCGGACGGCACGGCACCCGCCUUCGACUCCACCACUGCCAACAUGAAUCUGGACCGCAUCGGGGAGCAGGCAGAGGCCAUGUUUGGAGUAGGGAAGACCAGCAGCAUGCUAGAAGUGGAUGAUGAAGGUGGCCGCAUGUUCCUGCGUGUGCUGCUGCAUCUGACGAUGCACGACUACGCACCUCUUGUCUCCGGUGCCCUGCAAUUGCUCUUCAAGCAUUUCAGCCAGCGCCAGGAGGCCAUGCACACCUUCAAGCAGGUCCAGCUGCUGAUCUCAGCCCAGGAUGUGGAGAACUAUAAGGUGAUCAAGUCAGAGCUGGACCGGCUGCGGACGAUGGUGGAGAAGUCGGAGCUGUGGGUGGACAAGAAGGGCAGCAGCAAGGGCGAGGAGGGGGAGGCGGGUGCCACCAAGGACAAGAAGGAGCGGCCCUCGGAUGAGGAGGGAUUUCUGCAGCCGCAUGGGGAGAGGAGCAGUGAGAACUACCAGAUUGUCAAGGGCAUCCUGGAGAGGCUGAACAAGAUGUGCGGGGUCGGGGAGCAGAUGAGGAAGAAGCAGCAGAGGCUGCUGAAGAAUAUGGAUGCCCACAAGGUCAUGCUGGACCUGCUGCAGAUCCCUUAUGACAAGAGUGACAACAAGAUGCUGGAGAUCCUGCGCUACACACACCAGUUCCUGCAGAAGUUCUGCGCCGGGAAUCCUGGCAACCAGGCCCUGCUGCACAAGCACCUGCAGCUCUUCCUCACGCCUGGGCUCCUGGAGGCAGAGACCAUGCAGCACAUUUUCCUCAACAACUACCAGCUGUGCUCCGAGAUCAGCGAGCCCGUCCUGCAGCACUUUGUGCACCUGCUGGCCACUCACGGGCGCCACGUGCAGUACCUGGACUUCCUGCACACGGUCAUCAAAGCCGAGGGCAAGUACGUGAAGAAGUGCCAGGACAUGAUCAUGACCGAGCUGACCAAUGCGGGUGACGACGUGGUAGUGUUCUACAAUGACAAGGCCUCCCUGGCCCAUCUGCUGGACAUGAUGAAGGCAGCCCGGGAUGGCGUGGAGGACCACAGCCCCCUCAUGUACCACAUCUCCCUGGUGGACCUGCUGGCAGCCUGUGCCGAGGGCAAGAAUGUCUACACGGAGAUCAAGUGCACCUCCCUGCUGCCUCUGGAGGAUGUGGUGUCUGUGGUGACCCAUGAGGACUGCAUCACGGAGGUUAAAAUGGCGUACGUGAACUUCGUGAAUCACUGCUAUGUGGACACGGAGGUGGAGAUGAAGGAGAUCUACACCAGCAACCACAUCUGGACGCUCUUCGAGAACUUCACCCUGGACAUGGCUCUGGUCUGUUCCGGGGGCCAGGGCUGGGCUUCUGGGUGGAGGGAUGACCUGUACGUAGCUCUAUCUCCCCGUAUGACUCCUCCGAAGGUCUGCAACAAACGGGAGAAGCGUCUGGCGGACCCCACCCUGGAGAAGUACGUGCUCACUGUGGUCCUGGACACCAUCAGUGCCUUCUUCAGCUCCCCGUUCUCAGAGAACAGCACGUCGCUGCAGACACACCAGACAAUUGUGGUGCAGCUGCUGCAAUCCACCACGCGGCUGCUGGAGUGUCCGUGGCUGCAGCAGCAACACAAAGGCUCCGUGGAGGCCUGUGUCCGCACCCUCGCCAUGGUGGCCAAGAGCCGGGCCAUCUUACUGCCCAUGGAUCUGGAUGCGCACAUGAGUGCCCUGCUCAGCAGUGGGGGCAGCUGUGCAGCCGCAGCUCAACGCAGUGCUGCCAACUACAAGACGGCCACGAGGACCUUCCCUCGUGUUAUCCCCACCGCCAACCAGUGGGACUACAAGAACAUCAUCGAGAAGCUGCAGGACAUCAUCACGGCCCUAGAAGAACGGCUGAAGCCGCUGGUGCAGGCUGAGCUCUCGGUGCUGGUGGACAUGCUGCAUUGGCCCGAGCUGCUCUUUCUGGAGGGCAGUGAGGCCUACCAGCGCUGCGAGAGUGGGGGCUUCCUGUCCAAGCUCAUCCGUCACACCAAGGGCCUCAUGGAGUCAGAGGAGAAGCUGUGUGUGAAGGUGCUGCGCACGCUGCAGCAGAUGCUGCAGAAGAAGAGCAAGUAUGGGGACCGGGGCAACCAGCUGCGGAAGAUGCUGUUGCAGAAUUACCUCCAGAACCGGAAGUCCAGCUCCCGGGGCGAGCUCCCUGACCCCACAGGCUCUGGCCCAGACCAGGACUGGUCGGCCAUCGCAGCCACCCAGUGCCGCCUGGACAAGGAGGGGGCCACCAAGUUGGUCUGCGACCUCAUCACCAGCACCAAGAAUGAGAAGAUUUUCCAGGAGAGUAUCGGCCUGGCCAUCCGCCUGCUGGACGGAGGCAACACUGAGAUCCAGAAAUCUUUCUACAAUCUGAUGAUGAGUGACAAGAAGUCGGAGCGCUUCUUCAAGGUGCUGCAUGACCGCAUGAAGCGAGCCCAGCAGGAGACCAAGUCCACAGUUGCUGUCAACAUGAGUGACUUGGGCAGCCAGCCUCGCGAGGACCGUGAGCCAGCAGACCCCACCACCAAAGGCCGUGUGGCAUCCUUCUCCAUGCCUAGUUCCUCCCGCUAUUCACUGGGCCCCAGCUUGCACCGGGGGCACGAGAUGGGUGAGCGCGUGCAGAGCAACGAGAUGGGCACGGCCGUGCUCAUCAUGCGGCCCAUCCUGCGCUUCCUGCAGCUGCUGUGUGAGAAUCACAACCGUGACCUCCAGAACUUCCUGCGCUGUCAGAACAACAAGACUAACUACAACCUGGUGUGUGAGACCCUCCAGUUCCUGGACAUCAUGUGCGGCAGUACCACAGGAGGGCUGGGGCUACUGGGGCUCUACAUCAAUGAGGACAACGUGGGCCUCGUCAUCCAGACCUUGGAGACCCUCACAGAGUACUGCCAGGGCCCAUGCCACGAGAACCAGACCUGCAUUGUGACUCAUGAGUCCAACGGCAUCGAUAUCAUAACAGCUCUGAUUCUCAACGACAUCAGCCCGCUCUGCAAGUACCGCAUGGAUCUGGUGCUGCAGCUCAAGGACAACGCCUCCAAGCUGCUCCUGGCUCUGAUGGAGAGUCGGCAUGAUAGUGAGAAUGCAGAACGCAUCCUCAUCAGCCUGCGGCCCCAGGAGCUGGUGGAUGUGAUCAAGAAGGCCUACCUGCAGGAGGAGGAGCGGGAGAACUCAGAGGUGAGCCCACGUGAAGUGGGCCACAACAUCUACAUUCUAGCACUUCAGCUUUCCAGGCACAAUAAACAGCUGCAGCACCUGCUGAAGCCGGUGAGGCGCAUCCAGGAGGAGGAGGCGGAGGGCAUCUCUUCCAUGCUCAGUCUCAACAACAAGCAGCUGUCCCAGAUGCUCAAGUCCUCGGUGCCUGCCCAGGAGGAGGAAGAAGACCCUCUGGCAUACUAUGAGAACCAUACCUCGCAGAUUGAGAUUGUGCGGCAAGACCGAAGCAUGGAGCAGAUUGUGUUCCCCGUGCCUGGCAUCUGCCAGUUUCUGACAGAGGAGACCAAGCACCGGCUCUUCACCACCACUGAGCAGGACGAGCAGGGAAGCAAAGUGAGCGACUUCUUCGACCAGUCCUCGUUCCUGCAUAAUGAGAUGGAGUGGCAGCGCCGGCUUCGCAGCAUGCCGCUCAUCUACUGGUUCUCCCGCCGCAUGACACUGUGGGGCAGCAUCUCCUUCAACCUGGCUGUGUUCAUCAACAUCAUCAUCGCCUUCUUCUACCCCUACGUAGAGGGGGCGUCCACAGGCGUGCUGGGCUCCCCACUCAUCUCGCUGCUCUUCUGGAUCCUCAUCUGCUUCUCCAUCGCGGCGCUGUUCACCAAGCGCUACAGUGUCCGCCCCCUCAUCGUGGCGCUCAUCCUGCGGUCCAUCUACUACUUGGGCAUUGGGCCCACACUCAACAUCCUGGGUGCCCUCAAUCUGACCAACAAGAUUGUGUUUGUGGUGAGCUUCGUGGGCAACCGUGGCACCUUCAUCCGUGGCUACAAGGCCAUGGUCAUGGACAUGGAGUUCUUGUACCACGUAGGCUACAUCCUGACCAGCGUCCUGGGCCUCUUUGCCCAUGAGCUCUUCUACAGCAUUCUGCUCUUUGACCUCAUCUACCGUGAGGAGACGCUGUUUAAUGUCAUCAAGAGCGUGACCCGCAAUGGCCGCUCCAUCCUGCUAACUGCCCUCCUGGCCCUCAUCCUAGUCUACCUCUUCUCCAUCGUGGGGUUCCUCUUCCUCAAGGAUGACUUCAUUCUGGAGGUGGACCGGCUGCCUGGGAACCACUCCAGAGCCAGCACCCUGGGAAUGCCACAUGGAGCUGCCACGUUUGUGGGCACAUGUAGUGGGGACAAGAUAGACUGUGUCUCAGAGGUCUCGGUGCCUGAGAUCCUAGACGAGGAUGAGGAGCCGGACAGCACGGAGCGGGCCUGUGACACUCUGCUCAUGUGCAUCGUCACCGUCAUGAACCACGGACUGCGCAAUGGUGGUGGCGUGGGUGAUAUCCUGCGCAAGCCCUCCAAAGAUGAGUCCCUCUUCCCUGCCCGGGUGGUGUACGACCUCCUGUUCUUCUUCAUCGUCAUCAUCAUUGUGCUGAACCUCAUCUUUGGGGUGAUCAUCGACACCUUCGCUGACCUCCGCAGCGAGAAGCAGAAGAAAGAGGAGAUCCUCAAGACCACGUGCUUCAUCUGUGGUCUGGAGAGGGACAAGUUUGACAACAAGACCGUGUCCUUCGAGGAGCACAUCAAGCUGGAACACAACAUGUGGAACUACCUGUACUUCAUCGUGCUGGUCCGCGUCAAGAACAAGACAGACUACACGGGCCCCGAGAGCUACGUGGCCCAGAUGAUCAAGAACAAGAACCUGGACUGGUUUCCACGGAUGCGUGCAAUGUCCCUGGUGAGCAGCGAGGGCGAGGGUGAGCAGAAUGAGAUCCGAAUCCUGCAGGAGAAACUUGGCUCCACCAUGAAGCUGGUGUCCCACCUCACUGCCCAGCUCAAUGAGCUCAAGGAGCAGAUGACAGAGCAGCGGAAACGGAGGCAACGUCUGGGCUUUGUGGAUGUGCAGAACUGCAUGAGCCGCUGAGGAGAGCCACUGAAGCCCACAGGAGAUGCACUGCCUGGCCAGCAGGGGUGCUACACAGCCGACAGUCCUGCUCAGAGCCCUUGAGGAGACUCGGUUUACCUUAGUGCCUUAGAGGACACUAGGUCCUCCAGACCACUGCGCCUGGAAGCGGUGACUGACACUCCUCAGUGGUCCUCGCAGGGGUUACAAGCGGCUGCCUCUCAUCUCCAAGCACUACAUUGUGGCUGUUUCUGCCUUCCUCCCGCCUCAGGAAGGUGCUAGCCUGCUGUCAUUAGCUACUUAGGGCUUUGAUACUUAACUUAUUCCGGGGUCAUUGCACCCCGUUGUGCCUGCUGGGGACAGGGUGCUGGACUCCUGGCCCUGUCCAAGUAGUCGGAUUCAGAGGGACGGCUUUCUAGGCGAGAGCCAUAAGCCCCGGGGACAAGGCCUGGCCGUGUGAAAGUGGUAUUUUGUUCUUUUUUUUCCCUUUUUGGUGUCAUGUUUUAUAAGUCCUAUGUCCUGAGAACUAAUGUGUUAAUUGCCUUAAAUAAAUUAAUAGAAUCCAAGUCCACCAGUGGGACUCUGCUUCCUACAUAGCUGGUGCCACAGAGGCCAAUGUGCCCUGGCAGCCUGGCCUCCCCUCAGGCUCAGGCUCCUAACUGCCAUGUGUUGUACCCCAGUGCCUACCAGAUCUCUGGCUACUUGACUGGUUCCACUGGGCUCCAGCCCCUAGGCUGCUGUGGGAUGUGAGACCUAAUAGGAACAUGAGAUUCAAGCAGUUAAGGUGGCCUGUAUGGCUUGUAGCCCUCCGCAGAACCUACCUGAUGCUGACACGCUGCGCCCAGUUCAAGCGUGGCUACAGCUUUGCUGUCCUACCUGGGCAUGCGUACCUCUGGAGGGCUGGAGUGAGAGACCUAGGGUGUCUUCUGUGGCAGAGGGCCAGGCAGGAUGCCCAGUCUCGGCCUCUCACCUGGUGCCGUUACAGUGCCCGUUUCCACACUUAACUGCAGAUCCUGGCAUCUCCCCAGCUCUACGACACAACAGGAAGCCUGUGAAUCCUCAGGCUGCGAGGGCCCUACCUUCCCUCUGCUCAGGCAGACAGGGCAGGCCUCCCCGAUGGAGCCGAUGAGUCAAUUCC
Messenger RNA from Chionomys nivalis (European snow vole), 9485 nucleotides. RefSeq names its product inositol 1,4,5-trisphosphate receptor type 3 (gene Itpr3). Bases 272 to 8368 code for a protein of 2698 amino acids. The record is from RefSeq and is a predicted model, not a curated record. Gene Ontology annotation, cellular component: membrane; endoplasmic reticulum. Gene Ontology annotation, molecular function: inositol 1,4,5-trisphosphate-gated calcium channel activity; inositol 1,4,5 trisphosphate binding. Lineage: Eukaryota; Metazoa; Chordata; Mammalia; Rodentia; Cricetidae. Gene Ontology annotation, biological process: calcium ion transmembrane transport. The transcript has 57 exons.